Molecule: messenger RNA, 3422 nt
Organism: Bactrocera dorsalis (oriental fruit fly)
Lineage: Eukaryota; Metazoa; Arthropoda; Insecta; Diptera; Tephritidae
Product: protein peste
Exons: 7
Coding region: 842-2548 (568 amino acids)
Cellular component (GO): membrane; cytoplasm
Molecular function (GO): scavenger receptor activity
Source: RefSeq, a predicted model, not a curated record
AACGGCAGCGGCUACGGCGACGACGACGUCAACAAUGACAAAAGUCACGGAAAACGCUCCCGAACGCUAGCGCCCAGAGUAAACACAAAGGCAAAGCAACAGGCAGCCGUGACAGUCGUUAUCAAGCGUUUAACGUGUAAAGAACACAUGUUUCGUUAAUACGGCGAAGAUUUGCGAAAUUGUGAAAAUAUCAAAUUCACACACUUGUAAGUUACGGAAGUGAAAAGUCCCGUACAAUUCGUUCGUGAAAUUUUAGUUUGUAUUUUGGAAAAUUUUUCCGAAAAACAGGACGCGUUUCGGUACUUCGGUGCAUGCUGUCAUUGUAUUAGUGUAUUUGAUUUGACUUGAGUGCCGCGAUAAUCGUGACGACGCGCCUGAAAGAUCUUCCCGCUAUCAACUGCCAUUGAUAAGAAAGCCAAAGUUCGUUGUUCAGAAAACUGUUUGAUUACGAAUAUUCGAAAUACAUUUUCGCAUUUAUGAAAUUUAUCGUUGCUUUUCUAUAUUAUCUGUGUAAAUAAAUAAGUGUGUUGUAUAUUUUAAAAAGUGUUUUGUAUCAAAAGUGUGUAUGAAACUUAAAAACAAAACAUCUGUUGUUGCCUGCACUAAAUAUAUCUACAUAUAGAUUGAAUCUCGUUUUACAAUUCACGUCUGUUUUUGGUUUCCUUGCGGGAAUUUUGAAGAAUUGAGUUUUCACUAUUUUCCUACAACACAGACUGCUUCCCUUUAAUAUUGAAAUAACCUAAAAAAGUGAAGAAUUUUCCAUAGUAUUUAACGGUGCUAACUAGGAAAUCGUUUUAUAAACAAUCUAACAUCAAAUACUACUAAGACAGAUUUUUUCAAAAUGCCUAAAAAAACAAACAGUUUGCAAAAAUGGCGCCAAAGUAAUCGCAAAGUUAUUAUUGGUCUUUGUGGAUUCUGUUUGGGCAUUUUUGGCGUGUUAUGUGGCAUGUUUUGGGAGCAAAUCUUCAACAGCAUAAUGGAAAAGGAAAUGACCCUACGACCCGACUCACAGGUCUACGACAAAUGGAAAACUCCACCAAUGGCUUUAAGUUUAGAUGUUUACUUUUUCAAUUGGACAAAUCCAGAAGAUUUCAAAAAUCUCACUACGAAACCGAAUUUAGUGCAGUUGGGUCCCUAUCGAUUCACAGAGAAACAAGAUAAAGUCGAUAUCAAAUGGAAUCCGGAAAACGCCUCAGUGACAUAUAGGAGAAAGAGUGAUUUCUAUUUUGAUGAGGAAGGUAGCAAUGGAAGCUUAGAUGAUACGAUAGUCACAUUGAAUGCUGUGGCAUUGUCCGCCGCCGGUAAGGCCAAACGUUGGGGCAGUGUGCGCCGCAAUUUAGUCGAUGUAGGUUUGAAGUUAUAUGGUCAGGAACUGUCUAUAACUCGCUCAGUCGAUGAAAUGCUCUUCACCGGCUAUAGUGACGAUAUGUUGGAAAUGGCACGUGCUAUGCCACUUUUCGGCAAGGAUGUUGAAGUGCCGUUCGAUAGAUUUGGCUGGUUUUAUACGCGUAAUGGCAGCGCCGAUUUAACUGGUGUUUUCAAUGUUUAUACUGGCGCUGAUGACAUUUCGAAAAUCGGUCAAAUGCACAAUUGGAACUUUAAAGAGCACACCGGGUUCUUUCAAUCAACUUGUGGUUUAAUUAAUGGCUCAGCAGGUGAAUUUCAUCCACCAUACUUGAAGGAGAAUGGUAGCGUUGCGCUUUUCACGCCCGAUAUGUGUCGUACAGUGCCAUUGGAUUAUACAGGAACCGCAGAGAUUGAAGGCAUUCGUGGUUUCAAGUACAGUGGUGGCGCGCGUUCCAUUGAUAACGGCACCCUCUAUCCCGAGAAUAGUUGUUUCUGUGGUGGUGAAUGUGUUCCUUCGGGGGUUAUGAAUAUUUCUUCGUGUCGUUUUGGUUCGCCCGUAUUCAUGUCAUAUCCACAUUUCUACAAUGCUGAUCCAUAUUAUGUGGAACAAGUCGAUGGCAUGGCGCCGGAGCAGGAUAAGCAUGAGUUCUACAUGGUGUUGGAGCCACGCACCGGUGUUGCUUUGGAGGUAGCUGCGCGUUUCCAAGUCAACAUGCUUGUUGAACCGAUUAAUGGAAUAACUUUGUACGAGAAAGUGCCACGCGUCUUCUUCCCACUCAUCUGGUUCGAGCAGAAGGUACGCAUAACACCCGAACUAGCCGCCGAUUUAAAGAUGUUACCGCAAAUACUCAUAGGCGGACAAAUAUUCGCUUGCGUCUGCUUUGGCAUUGGUCUAAUAUUGCUCUGUUGGUAUCCCAUUGAAAUUCUUUGUACACGUCAGCGUUCUGUCGAUCUCAAAACUAUGCCAACAGCUGUUGAAAACGGCAAGAAAACAACAAUAUUCUCCAGUGUCGAGGAACUCAAAAAUCGACCGAUACCUAAUGUUGUUGUAAACAACAAAACGCUUGAUAGUUCACCUCUAUUGGAUCGUACGAAUGGCAAGCCGGUUACGGUAGUGCCAAAGUCGGAGACAAAUGAAAGUGUUGCCACCACAACAACAGCCACAAAUUGUAGCGUCAUUAGCGACAAUGUAAAGGAAUAAUACCUUGGGUAUAAAUUCGUAAUACAACUCAUUUUGGAAGCAACCAAAUUAUACGUCCUAUUGUAUGCCUUUUUUAUAGAAUGUAGUUAAGUGCUUUGUAAAUUCGAUAUAGUGUUGUAAGUACAAUUUUUGGCCUAGCAACAGAAACUGUUAUUCCAUUUUGUAUUUAAAAAAUGCCGUUAGAAUAUUAAGUACAAUUAUACAACAUACUAUUUACAAAUUAUAAAUGGAAUACUCUAGUUAACUAAUUGUAAUCUGCAACGUUGAGUGUAAAAGUAAAGUAAUCGGAGCAUAGCACUGCGAAAUGGUGCUAGCGAAGCAUUUUUUCUACGAAAAUCUCUCCUAGGACAAAGAGCGUUCACUCUUUACGCUCUGUAGAGCUAUGCGUGUCCCGCUCAGCCUUACAAGAAACGUUCACUAUACGUAUAAAUAUCUAUAUCGUAAUCUACACUUAAAAUAACAUGAACAAUAUAGAAUUUAAGUAGAUAUUACCGAUAUAACAUGGCAUAAUAUAGUAUGAUAAUGUCAAAUGUUUUUUUUAUAGUAAUGUCAAUGGGCAUCGAUCAGGCAUUAGUUGUAGUAAUAUUAGCAAGUAGUUAGUUUUUUAUACACAAAUUACACAACUUAGCAACAAAAACAAGAUGUGAUAAACCAAAUGUCCAGGAAAAAGAUGGCCUCAAUCAAAACCAGAUAUUAAUUAUCAUAAGUUUAUUAGUAUACAUACAUAUAUAAUAUGACAGAGAAAAACGCAUUGAAAAUUUUUAUCUAAGUAAUUUUGUAUUUUUAUAAAUGAUAAAAUACUAUUUUUAUAUGCAUAGUGAUACCAAAAUUGUACUACUCAAAAUAAAAACUAGUAAUAAAAAUCAUAAAAAAA